Punica granatum (pomegranate) is the source of this 711-nucleotide messenger RNA. NCBI's taxonomy places the organism in Eukaryota, Viridiplantae, Streptophyta, Magnoliopsida, Myrtales, Lythraceae. The record is from RefSeq and is a predicted model, not a curated record.
CAUGCACAUCCAAUACAUCGGUUAAUUUAUACAUAAAUUAUUAUCAAGAAAGACCAAUCCUCUGUUAUAAUUAAAGAAGGAUUAAGAAAUGAUGGCGAGCACAACAUUCCUUAACAAACUCGUCCCAGUAUUUCUGCUCUGCAUGGUGGUCGCGGCCACCAUGGCGGAAUCCGCCAUCACAUGCGGCCAGGUCACGCAGUCGGUGUCCCCUUGCAUUCCCUACGCUCGGAGCACCGGGGGUGCCCCAACGGCGGCCUGCUGCUCAGGGAUCCGGUCGUUGAAUGACGCUGCCAGAACCACACCCGACCGCCAAACUGCCUGCAAGUGCCUAAAGGCAAUCGCCGGCAGCAUCUCUGGUAUCAAUUACGGGGUCGUUGCGGGCAUCCCAGGGAAGUGCCGGGUGAACAUUCCUUUCAAGCUCAGCCUUAGCACCGACUGCAACAGUGUGAAGUGAAGACCGACGCGGAGACCAGAAAAUUAAUAAGAACCUCGGCUCCGUUAAAGAUGCAUGCAAUAGUACGAUCUACGCCGCUCGAACUCUCUAUCUAAAUAAAAGAGGCUUCUUCCAUGGAGAGGAACAUGCGUGUAUUAUUUUCCGGAUUUAUGCAUUUUUCGUGUUGUUUCGACUCAAAUCGACUUCUCUUCGGACUCACUGCCGUUGAAGAACCCUAAUUAUAAAUUAUAAUAAUAGAUUUUACGAUAUUUAUUUCA